Dermatophagoides farinae (American house dust mite) is the source of this 675-nucleotide messenger RNA. Lineage: Eukaryota; Metazoa; Arthropoda; Arachnida; Sarcoptiformes; Pyroglyphidae. The record is from RefSeq and is a predicted model, not a curated record.
AAAAAAUCAUUGAUUGAUUCUUUGUUUAUUCUGAUAAUUGAACAACAACGACGGCCACAACAACAACAACAAAAAUGUUUCAAAUUUUGAAAUUGACAUUAAUAUCCUGUAUGGUAUUGUUGGCAAAUGCACAAAAUCCAAUGAAUGGUCUUGCAGAUAAUUCAGCCAAUGGUUUACGUGCACUUCCAUUACCAUUACCAUUACCAGUAUCACCACCAGUUCCAUUUCCAUUACCAUUGCCGUUACCGUUACCAAUUCCAAGACCAAUUCUAUCAACAAUUCCAUUGCCAUUGCCAUUACGAUUGCCGAUUCCAGCACCACAAGUUAUACCAGUACCAACACCAAUAAGAUUACCACUUCCAGCACCUGUUCCAACACCAGUUGCAACACCGAUUGAUCUUCCACUUCCAGUACCACAAUUCAUACCGACACCAGUACCAUUGAGAAUUCCGCUUCCAUUACCAAUACCAGCACCAGUACCUGUUACGAUGCCAUUACCACUUCGUUUACCAUUGCCAAUGCCAACAGGCGUUGCAGCACCAGCAGCAGCAACAAAUUUAUUGGGUCUCGGUGGUGGUUUAGGUGCAAUCAAUAAUUUUGCUGGUUUAGGUUUAUUACGUCAUGAACAACAGAAAAAUAAUAAUAUGAAAACAAACAAAAAUCCAAUAUCCUGAA